Saccharomyces eubayanus is the source of this 2778-nucleotide messenger RNA. RefSeq names its product origin recognition complex subunit 1 (gene ORC1). NCBI's taxonomy places the organism in Eukaryota, Fungi, Ascomycota, Saccharomycetes, Saccharomycetales, Saccharomycetaceae. Gene Ontology annotation, biological process: DNA replication initiation; mitotic DNA replication checkpoint signaling. Gene Ontology annotation, cellular component: nuclear origin of replication recognition complex. The transcript has a single exon. The record is from RefSeq and is a predicted model, not a curated record. Gene Ontology annotation, molecular function: DNA replication origin binding; ATP binding; chromatin binding. The coding region runs from base 1 to 2778 and encodes 925 amino acids.
AUGGCAAAAACACUAAAGGAUCUCCAAGGCUGGGAGAUCAUAACAACUGAUGAGCAAGGGAAUAUAAUCGAUGGAGGCCAGAAAAGAUCCCGCCGAAGGGGUGCUCGAACUGAAAAUUUCCUAAAGAGAAUUUCUGAUGGAACCAAAAUUGGCCGUGGUGAUAGUGUUGUUAUGCAUAAUGAGGCAGCAGGGACAUACUCUGUUUAUAUGAUCCAGGAGUUAAGGCUUAAUACAUUGAAUAACGUAGUCGAAUUGUGGGCUCUCACCUAUUUGAGAUGGUUCGAAGUCAACCCAUUAGCUCAUUACAGACAAUUUAAUCCUGUUGUCAACAUACUAAAUCGUCCCCUGAGCUACUAUAACAAGAAGUUUUCUGAAAGUGCAAAUAAAAAUGAACUAUAUUUAACUGCGGAAUUAGCCGAAUUGCAGCUUUCAAAUUUUAUCAGGGUUGCCCAUAUCGUAGAUGAGACUAAAUGGAAUGAAAUGAAGGAUGGUAUCGAUACAGAAAAAGACUUUAUGGUUCGUUAUAUCUGUGAGCCGACCGGUGAUAAGUUUGUAAAUAUUAAUAUCGAGGAUAUUAACGCUUAUGUAAAUAAGCUGGAACCGAAGGAGGCCCAAGAGUAUUUGAAAGACCUGACAUUGCCAUCGAAAAGAAGAGAAACCAAGACAGGGUCACCAAGAAGAAAGAAAAGCAAAACUUCUCGAGCUGCUCAAAACUCAGAUGAUCAAACAGGGGAAGCAAAUACAAAUGAUAAAGAUAAUAGCGAUAAUGAUAAAGAACUUUCUGAUAAUCAAAGUUCGUCGGAUAAAGAGGAUAAUGUUCAGAGUAAUGAAGAUAUGAGUAGCUAUGAGGUAUCAGCGGACGAACUUGAAGAAGAGGAAGAGGAAGAGGAGGAAGGGGAGGAAGAAGAGGAGGAGGAAGAUGAAGAAGAAGAAGGGAAUUCUCGUAGGAAGUCAUCAAGGCAAAGUAAGGUAAAGUUAAUCGACGAUGAUGCGGACGUUUUGGCACAACAAGCGCCGAAAAAGAGAGGCCGUAAACCUAAGGAUCCCAACAAGCCACGUCAAAUGUUACUGAUAUCUUCGUGCCGUGCGAAUAACACUCCAGUGAUUAGGAAAUUCACAAAAAAAAAUGUCGCUAGAGCUAAAAAAAAGUAUACCCCCUUUUCGAAAAGAUUCAAAUCUAUUGCAGCGAUUCCUGAUUUAACCACACUACCGGAAUUUUAUGAAAGCUCAUCAAAAUUAACAGCAUCGAGCUUUGAAAAUAAAUUAAAAACUACCCAAAAACAUCAAAUUGUGGAGACAAUUUUUUCCAAAGUCAAGAAACAGUUAAACUCCUCGUAUGUCAAAGAAAAAAUAUUAGAAUCGACAAAUUUCCAAGAUUACUUGCCAGCUAGGGAAAAUGAAUUUGCCUCCAUUUAUUUAAGUGCAUACAGCGCAAUUGAAUCCGACUCUGCUACCACUAUAUAUGUAGCUGGUACCCCCGGUGUGGGCAAAACUUUGACCGUAAGGGAGGUUGUGAAAGAGUUGAUUUCGUCCUCUGCACAACAAGAAUUACCGGACUUUCUUUAUGWGGAGAUAAAUGGAUUAAAAAUGGUAAAGCCUACAGAUUGUUACGAAACUUUAUGGAACAAAGUCUCUGGUGAAAGGUUGACAUGGGCGGCAUCAAUGGAAUCAUUAGAAUUUUAUUUCAAAAGGGUACCCAAGGAUAAGAAAAAAACGAUCGUGGUCUUAUUGGAUGAGCUUGAUGCAAUGGUGACAAAAUCCCAAGAUAUUAUGUAUAAUUUCUUCAAUUGGACUACUUACGAAAACGCUAAGCUUAUUGUGGUCGCAGUGGCUAAUACAAUGGAUUUACCUGAACGUCAGCUAGGUAAUAAGGUUACAUCGAGAAUUGGAUUCACCAGAAUUAUGUUCACUGGGUAUACUCACGAAGAGUUAAAGAAUAUUAUUGAUUUAAGGCUUAAGGGACUAAACGAUUCAUUUUUUUAUGUCGAUAUAAAGACUGGUAAUGCAAUAUUAAUGGAUUCAGUCGGCAAUGACGCCACAGUAGAACAAACAUUACCUGAAAAUGUAAAAAAAAUUCGUUUAAGAAUGAGUCCCGAUGCCAUUGAAAUCGCUUCGAGAAAAGUAGCAAGUGUCAGCGGUGACGCAAGAAGAGCCCUAAAAGUUUGUAAGAGGGCAGCGGAAAUCGCAGAAAAACAUUACAUGGCUAAACAUGGUUACGGUUACGAUGGUAAAAUGGUUGUUGAGGAUGAAGAUUAUAGUCAAAUGCAUGAUGGUGAAGACGAAGAUCUUGUCGCAAACGACAAAGCCAACAAAGAUGAUGACGAUGAAGACGACGAUGAAGUUCAGACAGUUCACAUAACGCACGUCAUGAAAGCUUUGAACGAGACAUUGAACUCUCAUGCGAUUACAUUUAUGACAAGACUCUCAUUCACGGCAAAGCUAUUUAUUUACGCAUUACUAAACUUGAUGAAAAAAAAUGGAUCCCAAGAACAAGAGCUGGGUGACAUUGUCGAUGAGAUCAAGCUACUUAUUGAAGUUAAUGGUAACAACAAGUUUGUUCUGGAAAUAACAAAAACGCUGUUCCAACAGGGAAGUGAAAAUAUAUCUGAACAACUGAGAAUUAUAUCAUGGGAUUUCAUUCUCAAUCAACUGCUUGACGCAGGCAUCUUGUUCAAACAAACCAUGCAGAACGAUAGAAUAUGUUGUGUUAAGCUGAACAUAUCAGUAGAAGAAGCGAAGAGAGCCAUGAAGGAAGAUGAGACUUUGAGAAGUUUAUAG